AUGGUGGCACUGCGGAUUCCACCUGACGACAUCAAUAGUGGCACCGCCGCUAUUGAGUCUACCGUACGCCUUCAAGUUCUUAGGAUGGGCGGCCGGAAUAUCGUGUUUGGUGGGAGGAGCAGUCGUCACUUUUUACUCAUACACGCUUCUCUCUCUUACUCUCCAACACCACGCUUCACUCGGCCACCGCUACCUCCGCUUCCGUGA
This is a messenger RNA of Thlaspi arvense, 207 nucleotides long. The record is from the annotation of a GenBank genome assembly. Lineage: Eukaryota; Viridiplantae; Streptophyta; Magnoliopsida; Brassicales; Brassicaceae.